UGCAUGGAAGUGAGACACCGAGUCGGGGUCGGAGAUCCUUUUAGCUCGGUGGUUGUGGGUUUCAUUUGCUUUCAGAAAAAAGUCUGCCUUGCCAGCAAGUCGUUGGAAAAUGGCUGAAAAGUUGGAAAAACAACGAGGACGUUUGCCAACUUGAUGAAGCAACCUUCCUGCGACCAUGUUUAGACUUGCUGGGGGAAGUGCCUCGCAUGCUUCUUCCUCUACUGCAGCCACACUUCCACAUCAUUCGGCACACUUUCACACUCUCUAGCACACUUCAGUGCUAUCUGACACACUCUAGCGCGCUUUCAACAAAACCUAACACACAUUAGCACUCUUUAACUCUCUCCAGACCUCUUCUUCAGCACACUUUAGCACUCUUUAAGGCUCUCUAGCACUUUUUCAGCAUACUUUAAAACACUUUAGCACUCUUUAGCACUCUUUUUUUUUUUUUUAGCACAUUCUAACACCCUUUAGCACACGUUAACAUUCUUCAACAAAACCUAACACACAUUAGCACUCUUUAGCUCUCCCCAGACCUCUUCUUCAGCACACUUUAUCACUCUUUAGCGCACUUGAACAAAAUCGAGCACACUAUAGCACUCUUUAAGACUCUCUAACACUCUUCUUCAGCACACCUUAGCACUCUUUAGCACACUUGAACCCCUCUUUAACACACUUUAGUACUCUUUAACACUCUUUAGCACACUUUAGCCCUUUUAGACCCACAUUUUUUUUAAACACUCUUUAGUGCACUCUAGCACACUAACACACUUCUGCAGUCUUUUGCACUCUUUAACACUCUUUAGCACACUUUAGCAGUCUUACACUCUUUGACAAAUCUUUUUUUAAACACUCUUUAGUGCACUUUACCACACUUUAACACACUUCCAUAGUCUUUUGCACUAUUUAACACUCUCUAACACACUUCAGCACUCUUUAAUACACUUUAGCAGUCUUUAGCUCUAUUUAACACAAUUUAGCACUCUUUAACAAUAUUGAGCACUUUUUAACACACUUUAACACUGUUUAACACACUUUAGCCCUAUAUAACACACUUUAGCACACUUUACCAGUCCUUAGCACUUCAACACACUUAGGGGCUCUUUAACCCACUUUAACCCACUUCAGCAGUCUUUAGCACUCUUUUGCACACUUUAAGACACGUUAGCAGUCUUUUAGCACACUUGCGAGCACACAGCCAUGCCUGUGAGCGGGAAAGUGUGCGUGGUGACAGGAGCAGCAGCAGGGAUCGGCAAAGCGAUCAGCGAGGUGCUUUUUAAAAACGGAGCGAAGGUGGUUCUGUUGGACGUGGAUGAAAGUGCCGGAAGGAUCCUCAUGGACGCUCUGAACAAGGAGGACGGUAAAGACCGAGCUUUGUUCCUGAGAUGUGACGUCCAAUCAGAGGAGCAGAUGAAAGCUGCCCUGGAGACGACCAUGAAGAAGUUUGGCAGGCUGGACGUGCUGUGCAACAACGCAGGUGUUCUAAACGAGGACGACUUUGAGAAGACUGUGGCCAUCAACUUGGUGGCAGUGAUCAGAGGAACUUACCUGGCACUGCAGCACAUGAACAAGAUGACUGGAGGACAGGGAGGUGUCAUUGUCAACAUUUCAUCCAUGCUUUCAAACCUCUGCCAGGCCUGCCCGUCUACAGCGCCACCAAGAGCGCCGUCAACGUCUUCACACGAGCCAUGGCGGAUAUCUCCGACAGGUUGGGCUACGGCGUGCGCUUCAACGCCCUUUGCCCCGCCUUGGUCCAGACCGACAUCUUCACCGGGCUGCGGGCCAAGAUGGGUCCGUUCUGCCAACUGGAGGGACCCACGCGGGAGGUGGGCGACAGGCUCGGCGUGCUGAGCGUCUCCCAGGUGGCCGAGAGCUUUCUCCAGCUGGUGACAAACGAGUCCAAGAACGGGGAAGUCGACCUGUUGGCCGCCAACGGAAUGACGAGCGACCAGAAGCCUCAGGAGUCAAAAUGAUGUGACACAGUGGACCCAAUUCAGGAACCAAUUAAGUUCAGAAAUGGAGAAGAGUAAAGCAAAUUUCCCCAUAAGAAACAAAGCAAAUAUCAAUAAUGGCUUUCAGCGUCCACAAAAGUCCACAUUUUAGUGAAGGUGUGUACACGUUGAACACAAUAUCAAGUGCUACACACUACUGUGUAUCUAACAAACAUAACAAGGGGGUCAUGGAUCAACUAUCUCCUUAUUAACAAGCUAAAACAGCAAAAACGACAAGCUCAACUAUGCAACUGUCCUUUUGGUGCCCUCACAAACGAUCAGAAAUCACCAAAAACUAUAUUGCUACAAUAAUAAACAUAAAUUUUUUUU
Molecule: messenger RNA, 2321 nt
Organism: Entelurus aequoreus (snake pipefish)
Lineage: Eukaryota; Metazoa; Chordata; Actinopteri; Syngnathiformes; Syngnathidae
Product: 15-hydroxyprostaglandin dehydrogenase [NAD(+)]-like
Exons: 7
Coding region: 1201-1851 (216 amino acids)
Cellular component (GO): cytoplasm
Molecular function (GO): oxidoreductase activity, acting on the CH-OH group of donors, NAD or NADP as acceptor
Source: RefSeq, a predicted model, not a curated record